AUGGCGAUCGAUACUGCACAGUCGGAUGCCUCUGUCAUCCGGCAAGAUGCCUCACGCAAGAAUCCGUCGUUGGGAAAGCGCAUUCUGGGUCUGCUGUGGGAUUCUCUCGACGACAAGAGCCCCGAAGAGCAUCGCCUGGUUAGAAGGCUGGAUUCCUGCUACUUGAUCUGGGCCUGUUUCUACUACUUUGUCAUGUAUCUCGAUUCGACCAACAUUAGCAAUGCCUAUGUGAGUGGCAUGAAAGAGGAUCUCCGUCUGUACGGUAACGAAUUGAACUGGAUGACCACGUAUUGGACAAUUGGUUAUAUCCUUGGAACGCUGCCGUCGCAGUUUGUCCAGAUGCGGGUUCGACCCUCGCGCUGGCUUCCUCUCCUCGAGGUCAUUUGGGGCGGGUUGGUGAUGUGCAUGGCCGCCGCCCCCAAUGCCAAAACCAUCUACGCUAUUCGAUUCCUAGUCGGCAUCUGUGAGGCGUCCGCCUACCCUGGCAUGAUGACUCUCCUAGGCAACUGGUAUACGCCGCAAGAACUGGGGAAGCGAUCCGUUAUCUUUCAACAGAGCAGCGCUGCCGCGCAAAUGUUUAGCGGGUUCCUCCAAGCAGGAAUCUACAACGGAAUGAACGGCGCGGCUGGCCUCAAGGGGUGGCGGUGGUUAUUUAUCUUCGAUGGCAUCAUCUCGCUGCCCAUUGCCGUUCUGGGUUUCUGGCUGAUUCCAGAUGCGCCAGCCAACACGCGUGCCCUCUAUCUCAAGGAAGUAGAUCGAAAAGUUGCCCAGGCGCGGAUGGACAGGUACGGCCGUGCUAAAGCCAGUGGCAUCACCUGGCGAAAGCUCCGUGAUGUCCUCCUCCACUGGCCGAUGUGGGUGUUUGUCGUACCAUAUGUUUCGUACGUGUUAGCGCUGCACAUUGCCUCGUACAUGAAUCUCUGGCUCAAGGCAUUGAAUAUCUACUCCGUGGCCCAAGUCAACGUCAUCCCAUCAGGAGGCUAUGCGAUCGAGAUUGUGAUGGCCUUGGUCUAUGCGAUUGCCUCUGACGCCCUGGGCAUACGAUGGCCCAUUAUCAUGAUCGGAGCUGCCUUGGGUUUGCUGGGCGGGAUUCUGCUUGCAGUGUGGGAGAUCCCGUUUGGGCUGAAGUACUUUGCGUGGUUCCUGACCUUUGCCCCGGUGGGCACGGGCGCGCUGCUUUUCGCGUGGGGGAACGAACUCUGCGGACACAGCGCGGAAGAGCGGGCUAUCUUGUUGGGGUGGCUCAACACGAUGGGCUACGUCUUCAACGCCUGGGUGCCGCUUUAUGCUUAUCCUGCCAGCGAAGCUCCAAGAUAUAAAUCCGGCUACAAAGUCAACGCGGCAUUGUGGGGGAUCUAUCUGGUGGGAAUCCCUGUUAUCUUGUGGUUCUCGAAGCGGUUCCCUCCGAGCAGGUCCAAGCAACCGGACGCGGAGGCAGAGGUGGUGUAUAUCACCGACGAGAAAGAGAAGGAGACCAGAACCAAUAAUGCAACUGCGGAGACCACUACGGAGGUGAAACUAUAG
Molecule: messenger RNA, 1524 nt
Organism: Rasamsonia emersonii CBS 393.64
Lineage: Eukaryota; Fungi; Ascomycota; Eurotiomycetes; Eurotiales; Trichocomaceae
Exons: 6
Coding region: 1-1524 (507 amino acids)
Biological process (GO): transmembrane transport
Cellular component (GO): membrane
Molecular function (GO): transmembrane transporter activity
Source: RefSeq, a predicted model, not a curated record